UCUCCCUCUCUCGCGCCUGCUGCUUCCGCAGAGCUUUCGUGUGCUGCCAGGCGGCUCGAUGCAUGUUCUAUUUUUUUCUCCCACUCGAGGAUCUGCUUUGAUCUGGGGGUCACAGGUGUUCUGUCGGAUUGUGGCCAAGUCAUGCACUGAUUGUCUGGUCUUUUUAAAACCUUCGGAUUGGUCGACAGCCCUGAGACCAGAAGCACUUCCCGUAUAUCGAAACCAAUCUGGAUCUCCUCGCACUCUUGCGGGGACCUGGAGUGCCGGACAGAAGAACUGAACUGGCAGAAUUGGCCGACUUGGCCGCAUCUGUUGUGGUUUUGAGUCUGGGAGCUGAAGUUGAGUAAACUUGCGAGGAAUUUUCUCGGAGGACGCUCAUCUCCUUCUCGUUUUGUCAGCUAUAAACUGGGCUGGGGAACUCAGUGUCUGCGAGACAGGUGUAGGGUGCCCGUGGUAGAACCAAUAAUCGCCACCAAAUUUUACUGCACUUGUUAAGGUCCGGAACUGCUGCCCUUGAAAACUUUUGCAAACCUUUGCAGGCAAAGAUCCCGAGGCUUAGCAAUCAGACGAGGAGCCUAGGGGAGAACUCAACCCUCCAUCGGGAGCAAUGUCGGUGGCAAGCCCCGAGCCCGUGGUGAUUCCCCAACCUGCCGAAGCUCAUGCUCCGGCGCUCGACUUCGACAACUUGAAGGUCGGAGAGAAGAGUCCGGCCAAGGUCAACCAGGGAGGCUUCCUUUCCGUGGUAGUGCUCGGAGCUUCGGGCGAUCUCGCGAAGAAGAAAACGUUUCCGGCUCUUUUCAAUCUCUUCAAGCAGGGAUUCAUCCCCACAGGCGAUGUUCAGAUCAUCGGGUACGCCCGAUCGAAGCUCACGAAUGACGAACUGCGCAAACGAAUUGCAGGAAAUUUGAAACCAGGCAAGAACGCCUUGCAGGAUGGUCAGGCUGUGAUUUCGGAGUUUUUGAAAUUGAUCACGUACGUUGCGGGAGCGUAUGACAGCAAGGAGGGCUUUAUGGAGUUGGAAAAAGCGAUCGCGUCGCGGGAGAAUGUGGGUGACGGUGGAUCGUCGUCUACUCGACGGCUGUUCUAUCUGGCCCUCCCGCCUUCCGUUUACCCUCUCGUGAGCAAAAUGGUGCACGCUCAUUGCAUGAAUAAGCACGGCUGGACGCGCGUCAUCGUGGAGAAGCCUUUCGGAAAGGACCUGGCUUCAUCCGAGGAACUCAGUGGGCAGCUAGGAGAAUUAUUCACCGAGGAUCAGCUGUACAGAAUCGACCACUAUUUGGGAAAGGAAAUCGUUCAGAAUCUCCUGGUGAUGAGGUUUGCCAAUCGAUUUUUCAUACCUCUCUGGAAUAGGGACAACAUUGCCAAUGUUCAGAUCGUGUUCAAGGAGGACUUUGGCACUGAAGGUCGCGGAGGCUACUUCGACGAGUAUGGAAUCAUUCGAGAUAUCAUCCAGAAUCAUCUGCUGCAGGUGCUAUGCUUGGUGGCCAUGGAGAAACCCGUUUCUGUCAGCCCUGAACAUAUCAGGGAUGAGAAAGUGAAGGUCCUGAAGGCGGUGCAGCCGAUCAAGGACGAAGAUGUUGUCAUCGGUCAGUACGAAGGCUAUAAGGAUGAUGAAGGUGUUCCUAAUGAUUCCAACACGCCCACCUUCGCCACGGUGAUCGUCCACAUCAACAACGAGAGAUGGGAUGGUGUGCCCUUCAUUAUCAAAGCGGGCAAGGCGUUAGACUCUCGCAAGGCAGAAAUCCGGGUGCAAUUCAAGGAUGUUCCCGGGGACAUUUUCAAGUGCAAAAAGCAAGGGCGUAACGAAUUCGUCAUGAGACUGCAACCUUCGGAAGCCAUGUACAUGAAGCUCACGGUCAAAAGACCUGGGUUGGACAUGGCUGGUACACAGAGCGAGCUCGAUCUCUCAUACCGUGAACGGUACCAAGAUAUUGUGAUCCCCGAGGCCUACGAGCGAUUACUGCUGGACACUAUUCGUGGUGACCAGCAACAUUUUGUCCGAAGAGAUGAGUUGCGGGCAGCUUGGGAGAUUUUCACCCCUCUGCUUCACCGAAUCGACUGUGGCGAAUUCAAGUGCUUGAACUACGCUUCUGGAGGACGGGGUCCUCCCGAGUCGGACGAUUUGAUCUCUCGCGCAGGUUAUGUCCGAACGCACGGCUAUGUCUGGAAGCCUCCGACUCUGCAAUCCGGCAUGUAAACAAGUGUCCUCAGGCUCCGAGGUUCGCACGUCGCCAUUGUGUCACUGAGCAACAUAUGCUGAUACUUAUCGAUAUUCUUUUGCCCCUUCGAUGAGUCUCAUCGAGUGACACAAUACAAAUCUCAUCUGCACCGUACAGCUAUCAAUAACAUCCAUACGCUUAUCUCUUGAUGUGUGGCUCAAGAAAUUCUUGGGUAAGGAAAUGGCAGUUUUGUAAAAAAUUAUGCAGGAGAUAACUUCUAGAUCUCCGACAUGGCUUAGGACGUGCAGCGUUCCCGAAAAUCGUGUAGUUUUAGAACUUACUCAAAUGAUGUAGUCCCAGUCGAGCCGACCGACAUCUUUGUAUAUUAUAGCUGACGUGGUUAUAGAGGGCAAACUAAUAAAACCGCGGCGUUUUUUCGAAGUCGCUUUCAAC
This is a messenger RNA of Marchantia polymorpha subsp. ruderalis, 2612 nucleotides long. The record is from the annotation of a GenBank genome assembly. NCBI's taxonomy places the organism in Eukaryota, Viridiplantae, Streptophyta, Marchantiopsida, Marchantiales, Marchantiaceae.